GCGGUCACAGCUGAAACUUCACAGGACACCGGGGGAGGGGAAGAGGAAGUUACCUCACUGUCGGCGUGGUGACGUCACUGCACAUUCGAGUAAACAUGGCGUCCGUGACAACAGCCACCUCAGAGUGGAUCCAGUUUUUCAAGGAUGCUGGGAUCCCAGCCGGCCUCGCUGUUACUUACGCAGUAUCCUUUGUGGAUAACAGAAUUCAAAAGAACAUGCUGAUGGACCUGAGCAAGGACAUCAUGAUGGACCUCGGCAUCACUGUUGUUGGUGACAUCAUUGCCAUUCUCAAACACGCCAAGCUUGUCCACAGGCAGGACAUGUGCAAAAUGGCCACAGAAGCCAUCAACUCAGGACAGACCAGUGUGAAAGCAGAGCUGAGAAGAACUGCCAAUACUCCUGCUACUCGUAUGAUAGCCAACGCUCUGAGCCACGACUCGCCACCAACCACCCCAGCCCGUCGACCCGACAACCGCCUCUCAGUCACUGUGUCCAACGUGCCAGCAAACAAGAAUAGCAAAGCAGGUAAACACCAAGUUGUAAGUCAGCCAGCAGACGAAGGGAACGAGUUGGCAGCCGCGAAGCACCGGCGUGUGACCGCAGAGAUGGAAGGCAAGUACAUCAUCAACAUGCCCAAAGGCACCACGGCACGCACACGCCGCAUCCUGGCUCAACAGGCCAAGAAAGGUUUGAAGCGCACCUCUGUGUUUUCAAGACUUGGAGCUGAGGCCAAGGCGGACACGGCAGCCAACACAAAGAAGCCCACAGGCGUGUUCAGCCGUCUGGACCGAGCAGACGAAUUGGAGGAGGCGCUCAGGUCGGCGAAGAAGGCGGCGAGCGCGCAGGAGGACGACAGCGACGGGGACGGCUCCGUCCUCCAGUACGCUGGCGUCCUCAAGAAGUCAAACCCCUCCGUGAGGAGUGAGCACACCAAAAAGCCGGCCCCGAUCACACUGCGGCGCCUGGGUGGGAAAUUUAAACAAGCCCCGCCAGAAGCGCCCACCUCCUCCUCGUGCUCCAACGGCGUCCCCCCUGCCAAAGUGAGCGUGCUUCAGAGACUGGGAAAGCUCCCCGCCACCACGCACCAGUCCGCCGUUACCGUGUCCACUCCGACGGCUGACACGCAGGACAACAGGGUGACCAGUACCCGGCCCAAAGCCAAGCAGAAAGGCAGCAUAACGAGCUGUAAAGUCAGCAGCAGCACCAAUGCUGCAGGAGGAGGAGCGGGGGACUGUGCGGGCGCCCAGAUGGACUUCCAGGCUGUCAGUGUUUUUAAGAGACUGGGCGGCAAAAAAAAAUAACUCACAUCCCAAACUUUUUUUUUUUUUAAGGACUGCAAAUUGAUAAGAGUUUAAAGUUUUAUUUUGUGUACGGACAAUGACACAAUCUUUUAUUUUUACAUUUGGUGUCACCUAAAACCUCAUUUUUACAGUUUGAAGCUCCUCCCCUUGUAUUUUAGUGUUUGGACAGAGUCAUAUCUUUCACUUUAAAGAAGUAAAUAUCCAAGUAGUAGAAAAAGAGCCUGAGGCAUAAGCAUGACAGUGAUAGUAUUUAGCUUUUUCCUUUGAAGGAUGCUGCUGUUACAAUACUCAUAGUCCUCUUGAACCAUAUAUUUCUUUUAAGUUUUUUUUUUAUUUAAAAUCUAAAGAACUUACUUUCCCCCCUCAUUUAAUGCAGUCUGAUUAAAACCUUUAACUCGUCAGAUGGGGACGCCGUGGCACGGUUGGGAAAGUGGCCGUGCCAGCAACCUGAGGGUUCCUGGUUCUAUCCCCACCUUCUACCAACCUCGUCACAUCCGUUGUGUCCUUGAGCAAGACACUUCACCCUUGCUCCUGAUGGGUGGUGGUUAGGGCCUUGCAUGGCAGCUCCCGCCAUCAGUGUGUGAAUGGGUGAAUGUGGAAAUAGUGUCCAAGCGCUUUGAGUACCUUGAAGGUAGAAAAGCGCUAUACAAGUCUAACCCAUUUAUGUAGAACAAGCCAUAGGAUGACAUUUGACCCCCUUUUCCCCAUCACCACCUGCAACAGUGCGUUUUCAGCAUUGCUCGAUAAUUUUUCUGCACCUCCUGCUCUUGCAUUUGCAGGAAUGAAUACCUCUAAACCUCCUGGUCCACUUUUCUACCACUACGGAGUAUUCUCUACCUGAAGGCAGCAUGUUGAGUAUUUUCAAAAUGCAAUGUAUAGAUUUACUAGCCUUGAUUUCACACAGACUACAUCUAUAUGACACUCGAUAUUUUUCUAUGUGAAGAAUCCAACCUAGCCCUAAAUGUACUGUGAGCAGUCGUUGGUCAGCACUUGGCCAGUAGGUGCUUUGUCCCAUCCAAUCAAAUGGUGUCACCAAACACCUGUCUUGUCUUUUAGACGUCACACUUGAAUUUUGUUAAGGUUCUACACAAUUAAAGUGUUUUAUUGUCUCCAGAAACAUAAAAGAGAACAAAAAAAAAAAGGAUCUGCAUUAAAAAAAGAGCGCCUCGUAAGAAGAAUAAAAAUAAGGGUCCACAA
Messenger RNA from Entelurus aequoreus (snake pipefish), 2498 nucleotides. RefSeq names its product linkage group 10 C19orf47 homolog (gene lg10h19orf47). NCBI's taxonomy places the organism in Eukaryota, Metazoa, Chordata, Actinopteri, Syngnathiformes, Syngnathidae. Gene Ontology annotation, cellular component: nucleus. The record is from RefSeq and is a predicted model, not a curated record. The transcript is spliced from 8 exons. Bases 96 to 1301 code for a protein of 401 amino acids.